GAUAAACAUGAUAUUUUGCUAGGAUGACAAAAUCGCCCACAGAGACCAUUUAUUGUGUUUCUUUAACGCCGCUAGUGUGUGUUUCUUUGCAGAAUGAGGCAACGCCGUCAGCGAAUGAUGAGAUGUCUGGUCAACAAGAGAAAGAAGAAGCGGAAAGAAACGAAAAAACUUUUGAUGAAGUCCUAGCAAGCGAGGAUAUCGAUCAAAUCAGCGACGCCGUCACAGCUUAUGGGCUGGGAAACUGUAGGACGAACUGCCUAGAGAAGGCCAUGGCGGUCAGCAGUCUCUUACACGAGUAUGCUGAAAGAAAUGGGCCAAGCGCCGAUGAGUUUCGAAAACUCUCCGGUUCUGUACAGGAUUUUGCUGUUCAGUUGAUUGAUCCGCUAAAGGGCGACGAUGUGAAACGUUCGAUCUUCGGAGGGGAUGAUUUUGAUAGAGUGGCUGACAAGGCCAUACUGUGCCAACAAAAAAAGUUCGUCUCUCAUCCCGUCAUCUACACACUCUUGAUGAGGAAAUGGAUAGGGCGAUUCUCACGCUUGCGUCAAGCUCCUUUCUUGUCAUAUGAUUGGCUGAUCUGGGUCCUGAUUAACAUGUUGAUCCCGCUGGACAUGGUGUUAUUUCCGUUUCUUUUUGCUGUUAUGUACCUUAUUCAUAAGAUUUUGAAUUUUAUCAAACGGAAUAAUGGUUAUCACGUAUUGUUUCUAUUGAAACCAACCAGUAAGGAUACGCUAUCAGUGAUGAAAGAGGCCAUGGAAAAAAUCAUGCAAAACAACAACCUCACAAUGAACGUAACGCAUGCCGCCGUGUUGCAAGCCGCUGACCAUAAGCCCGUGCCUUUUGAAUCACUGAAUGAAAAAGAUGUUGUUGAAAGUAUGAAUUUUAACCCCCCUGCAACCGGAGAUAUCGCGAUACAACAGUCUGAAAUCACUGAAACCCCCAAAAAGCGUCAAGUCACAUGUGUUGGUUCUUCAUUGACAACCGCCAAGGAAAUGCUUCUUGCAAGAGCUGGAAUUGAGAAAAAGGUUCUAGUAUUAUUGACGGAUGACAAGUUGGGCGAAUCCAAGGAGAAGCUUAGCCAUACUGGACACACAUUCUCCUCUGAUCACAUCACAAUGGUUGCCAUAGGAAUCGGAACACAUCCUGAUAUCAAAGAGUUGGAGGCUAUAGCGACUUGUGAGGAAAAUGUUGUAUUGUUUCCGGAUUUUAACGUUAAAGACGUUGGUGAAAAAAUCAGCAAAACCAUAUAUGGACACGACUGCUUUGAUCGCUACAUGGAUUACUUCACGACCCCGCAUUUCGUGUUUGCACGUGACACGUGUAGCUACCUCGUGCUGUUGGCGCUCCACUUCCUAGUCUGUCUGCAGCUCUCGUCCCAGGCCUUCACUGUCGUCGAGUGGCUUAUCCUGGUGUUUUUUGUUGGUCGCCUUCUAAACGAGGUAACCAUGAUAUGCCUGAGUUAUAGAAUGGAGGAUUUUUUUUUGAGAGCAUGGAUUAAAUUUUACAAUGAUUGGAUUCAGUUCGCUACUGAUUUGCAUAUCUUAUUGGCUUUUUAUUUUGUGUGUCACUGAAUGAUUUGUCACAGUUUAUCACCCAUGUCUUCUCAAGAGUCUGGUUACAUUCUGACCCUGCAAAAUUUAUACCCUUUUUUUUUCAAGCUAAGCACCUUUCAUUCGAUUGACACUCGUUCCGUGUCUACACAGGCCCAUCAGCUCAUUAGCACCAAGCCUGGUGAAAAUAACGAAACGAGCCCAAAUGAAGAUCACAGCCCAAAGCCGGAUUCUCGAAAGAAGAAUGAGCGAGUGGAUACCUUGCGGAAAUAUCUGAGCGAUCGCUGGAAUAUUCUAGAUCUUCUCACCCUCCUCUCCUACGUCAUCAUUCUGAUUCUGAGGGUUAUCACGUGGGCAUCACGUGCCAAGGUAUCCCAGAACCGCUUGCUUGCCGUGGCGGGCUACUUGUAUGGACUCAAUGCCAUGUUGCUGACGCUUAGAGUGUUUGGACACAUGAUGGAGUCCAAGAAAUCAACCGGGGCAAUCCAGAUUGCGCUCUUCCAGAUUAUUGGUGCUGUUGUCGCAAUAUUUGGGCAAUUUUUGGCGGCAACCGUGGCUUUCUCUUUGGCUAUUACUAAGAUUUAUAUGGUGGAGGUCUCAUAUGCGACGCCCUCUUCUAAUGCUUCGCAUGGGUUUUGCAGCAAGCCAGGCUUAAAUUGUUGGUGGGGUGCCGUGAGGCAUUUGUCCUGGUCCCUUUUGGGUCUUGCGGACACGUCUUCUCUGGACUCUUCAGAUGGUUUCUCUGAGGGCCUGGCCAAAGUCCUUUACGGAUUAUUCCUAAUCAUGGGCGUGGUAAUGCUGAUGAAUAUGAUGAUUGCACUUCUAUCAAACACCUAUCAACAAGUCGAGGAUAACUCAUUCUACGAAUGGUCGUACAAGAAAGCAAUCACAAUCAGAACCUACAGUGGCUAUCACCCGGUCCCAGUCCCCUUCAAUAUUGUCUCUCUGUUUGUUUUGCUGGUGGGCUACCUGUGGAAAUCCUGUCGGCAGAGGUGUUGUCAUGCUGUUUAUGAAAAACGUGGAUCAGCCAAUCAGUCUGAACUGAAGAAACCAGAAAAGGUCGAACCUAUAUUCGAGCGCCUUAUAAAGGACCUUCGUUCAGCCUACUACUCUGUCUACGGAUACUCUUUCCCAAUGACAGAUGAAAGCAAGAUCGAUUUGGUAGUCAAGGAGACUGAGGGUAGUCAUCAGAUGGUCGGACAAAUCGCCAAACGCGUCUUCCGCGAGGACAAACCCGAGAGGAUGAUGGGCUUUCCAUCAGGGAAAAUGGCUUGGGACUCCGUCGGAAUAAGGAUUGACGGUAAUCAGCUGAUGUACCUCGGCCCAGACUCAUGUAUAUGUUCCCUUGACAAGCCGGAGGUUCAUCAUGGCGCUAGAUACGAGCGAUACCUGACACGCGAUUUCCCUGGCUUUGAGGUCCUCAUUCAAGAUUGUGAUGAAAACCGCUCUCUUGCUGUUGGGCUAGUAAACAGAGGCUACAACUUGCACUUGUUUCCAGGCUGGCAAAGCAACACGGUCGGGUACCACGUGGAUGAUGGGAAAGUAUUUGACCACAAAGAUUCCAAGUUUGGUAGAGUUGAGGAUGCGGCCAUGGCACACCGAGGAGAUCUUAUUGGUUGCUUUGCCGACUUUGACAACAAGAAGGAUGGCACACUGCCUGUGGUGUUCAGCCUUAAUGGACGAGUUGUCGGCAGGGGCUACCUGAAAGUCGAUGAGUUCAGAGAUAACAGUUUCUACCCCUAUGUUGGCAUGGGAAACAACGUCACUGUCAUAGUCAAGAUGCGACCCAAAUGUGAUAGUACAGCUGACCGUAGCGACAACUUGGCCACAUCACAACAGAUAGCUGAUCUUCAAAAGCAAAUUAACGACCUCACUUUUGAGAUACGCAUGUUGACUGCAGUGUUGGAACCACUCUUGACUUCUAUCAAUAGCAGUACCUCAAGUAUAUUAAGGCCUGGGUAGUUGGCUCUUAGCAUCGAAUAUAACUUUUUGCCUUAAACUUUUUAACGUCGCCUUAAAUUCAUUCUUUUUGGCAAGAUGAUUAAUGUCGACGGCCUUAACAUUUUCGUAAUGUUUUCUUGCUGGUGAUGACGCCACUUUAUAGAUCACGUGACAAAAUACUUUUUUUGCCUUCUCGCCGGUGGGGAAAACAGCUUGGACAAAGGUGUUUACUAAAUAUGAGUUGACUUUAUGUGUGUGAUAUGAUAGCGUUUUAGCAUCCGGAAUUUUCUCUGCCGGUAACAAGAUAUUAAAUAUUUUGGUAAGUCAUGUGACCUGCUGCGAAUUAAAAUGUUGAUUUGUAACCGAAGGGCUAAACUUUUCUUGCCUGUUGAGGCAUCAGUGUGCAAGCGUGUUUCAAAAGAACAUAAAAACAUGCGAUGUUUUUUUUUCAUAGCGUAGUGAUGAUGUUUUGACUAAAAAAGGCAAUGUUAACUUACUUUAAGGUAACUUUCAAAAUUUCAACUGUUUUAGCUUAUGUUCCAAGCCUUUUAAGGCUUGUAACAAGUCUUGUAGCUAGUCUCAGUCUCAAGUGUAUUAAAAUACACUCGAAACUAGUCUCGAGAUAACGUCUAAUAGAGUACCUGACGAAUAGGAAAAAGAUGAAAGAUAAGCUAUAGUAGUGGUAAAUGAGGAUCUGCUUGAUGAUGAUAAUCAGUUCAUGAUUUUGAUGGUGAUGGUGAUGAUGGUGAUGGUGAUGGUGAUGGUGAUGGUGAUGGUGAUGGUGAUGGUGAUGGUGAUGGUGAUGGUGGUGAUGGUGAUGGUGAUGGUGGUGGUGAUGGGUGAUGGUGGUGGUGGCGAUGGCGAUGGUGAUGGCGAUGAUGGUGGUGGUGCAGUUUUGUUAUAAAACUCCCAUAUCUGUUGAGCGUGCGUCACCUAGUUCAUCUGUUUAUUCAAUUGUACAAUCAUAGAAUAGGAUUCUUUCGCCAAAAUUUCAUCAACCUUUUUUCGUUAAUUGAAUUAUGAAUUCAAACAUAACAUUUCGCGCCUUUUUCACGCUUUAUCUCCUUCCACGUAUAAUAGGUACUAAAAUAAAAUUUUUCGCACCUUU
Nematostella vectensis (starlet sea anemone) is the source of this 4596-nucleotide messenger RNA. RefSeq lists its product as uncharacterized. The record is from RefSeq and is a predicted model, not a curated record. Gene Ontology annotation, cellular component: cation channel complex; membrane. The transcript has 21 exons. Gene Ontology annotation, biological process: manganese ion transport; calcium ion transmembrane transport; regulation of cytosolic calcium ion concentration. Lineage: Eukaryota; Metazoa; Cnidaria; Anthozoa; Actiniaria; Edwardsiidae. Gene Ontology annotation, molecular function: inositol 1,4,5 trisphosphate binding; store-operated calcium channel activity; protein binding.